Molecule: messenger RNA, 1615 nt
Organism: Tuber aestivum (summer truffle)
Lineage: Eukaryota; Fungi; Ascomycota; Pezizomycetes; Pezizales; Tuberaceae
Source: the annotation of a GenBank genome assembly
AUCUCAACCCCGCCCCGCACUUUGUAAUAUAAAAAUAGAGAAACCUCUGAUCAAGAGUACGCUCGCUAUGUUCAGAAGUACGUUCAAUUCGCUAAAGCCUCUUAUUAGGUGCCAAUAUCGAGCGAUCGCCAUGACGACAAAUACAUCCUUGUACAAGAUGAACCAUACCAUGUACAUUUCUCCUACUUUCCCUGUGUUGUAUGCUGCAGCUGCUGAUAGGGGGGUUUUCUAGGCUUCGGGUGAAAGAUCCUAAGAGGAGCGGUCAGCACUGGUGCCUCUCUCCGUAAUAUACGGAAUUCGGGCGCUGAUAAAAUACCGAAUAGUGGAAUACUACCAAAACAACUUUGGCAUGAAGCUCAUACGCAAGCUGGACUUUGAAGAGGUCAAGUUUUCCCUCUACUUCCUCGCCUUCGAUAGCCCGGGCGCGGAGAGCGCUGGCAGGCAGUGGACGGAUCGGGAGGGGCUUUUGGAGCUUACACAUAAUUGUAACGUUCUAUUCUGGGGUUUCUGAGGUUGCGCUUGGGGGGCUGGCUGACUGGUGGCUGAUGGUGGAAUAGAUGGGACGGAGGAUGACGACAAUUACAAAGUCAAUAAUGGGAAUGUGGAGCCACAUAAAGAUAUGUUUUCUCCCUUAUUGAUUGCUUGAUUUGGUUGGUUGACUGGUGUUUGGGUGUAAGGUUCGGACAUAUGUAAGCUUCGCGCACCUUGCCCAAGUCUUGGUGUGCGGUUGAGCUAACUCAACGGACAGCUGCAUCUCCGUCGACCACAUCGAGAAAGCUUGCGAGAGACUCGAAUCUAACAACAUCCCCUUCCAAAAACGGCUCUCGGACGGGGGCAUGAAGCAUAUUGCCUUCGCGCUGGACCCGGACGGGUACUGGGUCGAGAUCAUUGGCCAAAAGCGAUCUGACCCCUCAUCUACCUUCACCAAGCUGGACGUCUACCGCUUCAACCACACGAUGCUCCGGGUGAAGGACGUGGAAAAGUCCAUGCAAUUCUACCGUUCUGUGCUGGGGAUGUGUCUCCUUAGGACGAUCGAGCAGCCCAAGGCUGGAUUCAAUCUUUACUUUUUGGGCUAUAGGCGGGAAGGAGAGGAGGGGGGUCAUACGGGCGAGGGGAAUCCCUUGGCGGAUAGGGAGGGGCUUGUGGAGCUUACAUGGAAUUAUGGCACCGAGAAGGAGGAGGGGUUCAAGUAUCAUAAUGGGAAUGAGGAACCGCAAGGGUUUGGGGUUUGUUCUCCCUUUUUGCCGUUUGUCGGGGGGGCAGGGAUGAGGGCUAAAGUGAGAGGCAGCAUAUUUGCAUCUCUGUUGACGACCUCGACGCCGCCUGCUCUAGAUUCGAAGACUUGAGAGUGAAUUGGAAGAAAAGACUUACGGACGGGAGGAUGAAGAACGUGGCGUUUAUUCUGGAUCCGGAUGACUAUUGGAUCGAGUAAGUCUCCUUCUCCCUCCUAAGUCCGGUUUUACUGAUCAGCCCACAGAGUCAUCCAAAACGAAGGCAUCAAAUCCAGAGCGUCUUGGUAAGUCUAGUCGCGGGGUGCCCUUACUCAAUCAAUCGGUUCUUGUGUUAGCUAGUUGAUCAGUUGGUCGAUUAUGGCAGUGAGAUUGAUAUGCCAUGA